AUGGCCCUCUUCCCACGCCCCGUCGCGCCGCUGCGAGCGAUGCGAUGCGCCCGCCAAUCUUCCGUCGCCCUGCGCUCCUCUUUCUCCAUGUCUUCGACACGGCAAGGCGGCGGCCACAGCAACGAGUCCCAGUUCGACCCUCCCACCGGCUGGCUCUGGGGCGUCAAGCCCGGCGAGAAACCCGAACCCGAGGGCUGGGAGUGGCCCAUGGCUCUGUUUUUCGCCACAAUCGUGGCUACCGGCAUCGCAUUCGCCUUCAAGCCUGACACAACUGUCUCUACUUGGGCUCUCGAAGAAGCCCGCCGGAGGUUAGAAGCUGAGGGCAUCCUGCCCGAUCCCUCGCCGAACCAGCCUCAAGACAAGAAGGAGUAA
This is a messenger RNA of Hirsutella rhossiliensis, 372 nucleotides long. Its product is annotated as ESSS subunit of NADH:ubiquinone oxidoreductase (complex i) domain-containing protein. NCBI's taxonomy places the organism in Eukaryota, Fungi, Ascomycota, Sordariomycetes, Hypocreales, Ophiocordycipitaceae. The transcript is spliced from 2 exons. Bases 1 to 372 code for a protein of 123 amino acids. The record is from RefSeq and is a predicted model, not a curated record.